Messenger RNA from Protopolystoma xenopodis, 846 nucleotides. The record is from the annotation of a GenBank genome assembly. NCBI's taxonomy places the organism in Eukaryota, Metazoa, Platyhelminthes, Monogenea, Polystomatidea, Polystomatidae.
AUAUUUAAAUACCUUAUCGCCGUUCCUAUACUAUCCAAAAGAAAAAACUUGAAAUCUUUCGGGGAGUGGGCAAUCAUAACAGGGGCCACUGAUGGAAUCGGCAAAGCAUUCGCUGAGGAGCUUGCCAAAGAUGGACUAAAUAUCAUGCUUAUAAGCAGAAAUAUUGAUAAACUGAGACGAGUUGCGUGUGAAUUAGAAGAAUGCUAUAAGGUGAAAACGGAAAUUGAUUUUUACGACAAGUUAGAAGCUGCGGUUAAUGGACUUUCUUCUAUUUGUUGCCUAAUCAAUAAUGUUGGCAUGAGUCUCACAUAUCCUGAUAGUUUUGCUUCGAGUCCUCUUACUACUGCUGAUAAAAUCAAAGAUAUUGUUCUAUGCAACGUUUUAUCUGCAAGUAUAAUGUCUCGAAUUGUCUCUUCCAAACUAGAGAAUCAGGCUUCACGUGCUUAUAUAAUCAACAUUAGUUCAUAUUCUGGGACUAUUCCAGUACCUCUCCUUGCACUCUAUGCCGGAACGAAGGCAUUUAUAUGGAAUUUUUCCCGUUCUCUUUCUCUUGAAUCUUCUAAAGUUGUCGUUAAAACGUUGGCUCCAGGCUUUGUGUCAACAUCAAUGACGCACAACAGACGCACUUCAAUUCUGGUUCCAUCAGCUCAUCAAUAUGCCUGUUCUGCACUUAACACACUAGGAGUUGAAGCCCAUGGGGCCGGUUAUUUGCCUCACGCCCUUUUUGCUAUUGUCGUAAAUGCCGUUCCUUCUUUUAUACGUUCUCGCUUAGUUUAUUCUCAGAUGCAUUCUCUCAGGGCAAAAACACUUAAAAAGAUGGAAAAUACAAGUAAAAAGACUGGUUGA